CUUCCGCUGCUAUAGUCUUUAGUGGUAACUUAGUUAAAAUAUUUCAUGCGAAAGCAGAAUAGUUUCAGUUCUUAAACUCAUUUAAUUCCUCAGCCUAAAUUAUUUCAGUUAAUUUAAUUAAUUAGAAAUGGUAUUGAGAUCCGAAUAUGUUUAAUUGGUGCUGUUUCCACAAAGCUAAAAACUGAAACAGGCUAUAGGCCUAAGUAACGACUUCACUUUCCGGUUCCAUGCUUAAGAUGGCCGACAGAAUGGACCGGUUCGAGGCUUUAGAACAACAAUUAGAGAUGUUUAUCGAAAACACUCGUCAACUAGGCAUUGUAGUCAGCGAUUUCCAGCCACAAGGACAGAGUAAUAUGAAUCAAAAGAUACAGAAGAUGGUUGCUGGGAUGCAGGAGAUUGAUAAACUGAAAUCUCAGAUGAGUGAUAUCAAUGUCCCAUUAGAGGUGUUUGAUUACAUUGAUCAAGGAAAAAACCCAAACCUCUACACUAAAGACUGUUUAGAAAAGGCACUUGCAAAAAAUGAACAAGUAAAAGGGAAAAUAGAUAAUUUGAAGAAAUUCAAGACAUUGCUGCUUGUUGAAUUGGACAAAGUAUUUCCUAAAGAAAUAAACACAUACAGAGCCCUGAGAGGAGACGAUCGGCCCUUAUAACAUAUGGCUAAACAUAUACCUAUACAUCUAUAGGUCCAAGGCAGCUAGUGUAAGCAGCAAUUGACAGACCUCAGGAUUUAUACCUGUAUUCGACAUCUAAUGUGGAGAGCAUCUGUCAUAAUGUUAUUGUAUGUGCAUAUAAUACAGAUUUUCAAGCAUAAAAAGACCGAUUUAUUAACCUCAUUUUGACAAGAAAAUUCCUCCAUACUUUAAAUUGCUCUUUCUGGUCAAAUAAUGUGAAUAUGGCAAUCAUGUAUGGUAAAAUAAGUAAUUGGUAUUUGAUAAUUCAUCGCCAAAAGUAGGGUAAAAAUAGUAAGGUUUCCUGCAGAAUUGGGAGAGUUGGCAGGCAGGUUUUCGCUGGAUGUGUGGUGAAAUCUACCAAGUAUUUUAAACCUACGUUCAGUAAACAUGUGUAUUGUGUGUGUCAUUUGUAAAUAUUUUUUGUAAUGUACAAAAUGUUAUUGUACAGGAGUUUAUGUGUAUAACAAACUUGUAUACAUGUGUUUGGAGAUAGAAUGAAAGACAUUACUGUUUUGUAUAUAAAUUGAGAAUACCGGAUAGAAAUCGGAAAUGUCCCAAUAGAUGCAGAGAGUAAAGAAAAAAUUGUCUUGGUGAAUAAAGAGAGAAAAAGUGAACAUGUUUUAAUGGAUGUUAAAAUAUAAGAGAAAAUGUCUUAGUGGAUGCAGAGACAUAAGAGAAAAUGUCUUAGUGGAUGUUGAGGGAUAAGAAAAAAAUGUCUUAGUGGAAGGGUGAGAAAUAAGAGAAAAUGACUUAGUGGAUGCAGACAUAAGAGAAAAUGUCUUAGUGGAUGUUGAGGGAUAAGAAAAAAAUGUCUUAGUGGAUGGUGAGAAAUAAGAGAAAAUGACUUAGUGGAUGCAGACAUAAGAGAAAAUGUCUUAGUGGAUGCAGACAUAAGAGAAAAUGUCUUAGUGGAUGUUGAGGGAUAAGAAAAAAAUGUCUUAGUGGAUGGUGAGAAAUAAGAGAAAAUGUCUUAGUGGAUGCAGACAUAAGAGAAAAUGUCUUAGUGGAUGCAAACAUAAGAGAAAAUGUCUUAGUGGAUGUUGAGGUAAAAGAGAAAAUGUCUUAGUGGAUGCAGACAUAAGAGAAGAUGUCUUAGUGGAUGUUGGGGAUAAGAGAAAUGUCUCAGUGGAUGGCUGGAUGCAUUGAAAUAAGUUGUUUGAAGGCAAAAGAUUAUAUCUUUAUAGGUAUAUUAAAUGUCUUUUAACACAUUGUUGGAUGUGUUUAUAGUGCUUCAUCAAUAAAACUAUUUAAAUAACA
Messenger RNA from Pecten maximus, 1928 nucleotides. Its product is annotated as mediator of RNA polymerase II transcription subunit 10-like. The transcript has 4 exons. Gene Ontology annotation, cellular component: mediator complex; chromatin. The record is from RefSeq and is a predicted model, not a curated record. Gene Ontology annotation, molecular function: transcription coregulator activity. Gene Ontology annotation, biological process: positive regulation of transcription by RNA polymerase II. Bases 228 to 650 code for a protein of 140 amino acids. NCBI's taxonomy places the organism in Eukaryota, Metazoa, Mollusca, Bivalvia, Pectinida, Pectinidae.